This is a messenger RNA of Tigriopus californicus, 650 nucleotides long. Its product is annotated as histone H2B.3. Gene Ontology annotation, molecular function: protein heterodimerization activity; DNA binding; structural constituent of chromatin. The transcript has a single exon. The record is from RefSeq and is a predicted model, not a curated record. Lineage: Eukaryota; Metazoa; Arthropoda; Copepoda; Harpacticoida; Harpacticidae. The coding region runs from base 44 to 415 and encodes 123 amino acids. Gene Ontology annotation, cellular component: nucleosome.
CAUCAAACCUGUUUGAACUCACGACCGUCUCAUCGUUGUCACCAUGCCUCCCAAAGUAUCUGGAAAAGCUGCCAAGAAGGCCGGCAAAGCCCAAAAGAACAUCUCCAAGGGCGACAAGAAGAAGAACCGCAAGCGCAAGGAGUCCUAUGCUAUCUACAUCUACAAGGUGUUGAAGCAGGUCCAUCCCGACACUGGCAUCUCCUCCAAGGCCAUGUCCAUCAUGAACUCGUUCGUGAAUGACAUCUUUGAGCGUAUUGCCUCCGAGGCUUCUCGCUUGGCUCACUACAACAAGCGGUCAACCAUCACCUCCCGGGAGAUCCAAACUGCCGUGCGACUCCUCUUGCCUGGAGAGUUGGCUAAGCACGCUGUCUCUGAGGGAACCAAAGCUGUCACUAAAUACACUUCUUCCAAGUAAAGUUGCCAUCUUCUACGCAGUACCUGAAAACAAGGCCUUUUUCAAGGCCAAAACCUUAUUACUUAAAGAGAUGAGUUGAAAAGUCACGACCCGAAGGUUCACAACGAUUUAGUAAAUGUAUGGGUGCAUUUGGACUUCACAGGAAUUUCUUUCUUUAGCAAAUCCUGCAACGCUCAAAUGCAUUGCGUUAUAUUUGAUCCAUUGGCACAGUACAGAAGAAUAUCACUUUGAAGUA